GCGACAUAUAUUGCUCUUCACAGUAAGUUCUCCCAUAGGGCACCAUAUUCAUCUGUGUAGCAUGGUGCCAUGUGUGUUUGGAGAAGAAGAUAUAGUGAUACCAUGUCUUGAAAAGGAGAGCUAUCGGUUUACAGAACAGGCUACAGCUAUCCUGAAAGCUAUUGGAAAUGUGAUAGAUAAUUUCAGCAGUAAGCCUGAGCUUUCUAAAGCCUUGAAGGAGUUAGAACUAACUCACUGUCCUCCUGGCCUCCAUGGUACUGGAAUGGCUGAAGAACACUUCAAGGUUUUCAAUAGUGUAUUUUGGUGUUUGAUCAAAAAUGUAUUGGGCAAGAAGGCUCCCUACAGCUGUAAAUUUGCAUUCAGGUCCUUCACUCUGGAUUUUGACAACACUGAGGUUUCUGAGGAUGACAUUGUGUCUUCAGAGAGUUGUCUGAAGAAUCCCCUUGGUAGUUGGCAGAGCCAAAUUCCCACUUCAGAAGAAGCAGCAGCAACUCUUAAACUUCAAGCCAUCUGGAGAGGGACCUAUGUUAGGAAAGUACUGAACAGCAGAAAACCAGGUACCAAAGAAAAUGCUAAUGUCCAAGAAACUUUGCAAAACCUGUGGACUGCAAUUGAGUUAAAUUUUGAACAGUGUGCCGUAAUGUUGUUAAGAGAAAUGUUUAAAAGAAACUGUAAGUCAAUUGAAAAGUUUCCUUGUUAUGAAGAUGAAUGGUGUAAGAUGUCUUUUGCUGACUAUAAUGGAUCGUAUGCUGAUCAGCCACCAAAUACAUGGUUUAUGCUUUUUAGAGAAAUAUUUUUUGUUCCAGAAGACAUGCUUAUAGUGCCAAAGAUGUAUACCACUAUCCCUUCCUUUAGACUUCAUGUUGUUGAUAAUGACACACUGCAGGAAAUGCCCCAUGUCUUUUUCAAAGUGGCGCCUUGUGUUUAUCCCAAAAAUAAGAAAGGAUACACAUUUAUGGCUGAAGCUCGUACUGGUGACCUACCUGUGGCAGCUGGAAAAUGGAGGCUCCGGCUUAUUGGUUCUCACAGUCCACUCCCAUUUCUCUCUCGUGAAGCUGUAUAUAACAUCUAUUCUAUUAAAGAAAUUAGAGAGUAUUACAUACCCAAUGACGAGCACAUAAUGUUCAGGUAUUCAGUAAAAGCUGCAGCAUCACAUAUUGCUACGGUGCAGGUCCAAACCUCUAAACCAGAUGUGUUCGUUAAACUACAAGUCCUAGAUAAUGAAGAAGAAAUUUCGAGUGUCACAGGAAAGGGACAUGCAGUCAUCCCUACUUUUAAUUUCUUGAGUAAUGAAAUGCUUUCGAGUUCUCAAUCAAGCAAGAUUAGUCAAAGUAGUACAAAGAAGGAAUCAGAAAUGAAAGGAUCCAAAAAAAAAGUUCAUAAUUCAUCUUCAAAGGAUGCCAAAACUUCUUUCAAGGCAGGACAUGUACGAGAAGGUCCACCUGCAUUAGAAGAUGAAUCUUCCAUCUUGGAAACCUUUCAAAAUAAGGAUGGAAGUCCACAACAAUCUCACAAGUAUAUCAUACAAGCACUGGUGCUGUAUAAUAGUUGGCCACUUAAAGAGAGUCAGUCUCUAUUUGUUCAGGAACUGAAAGAAAUGGAGAAAGCUGAAAGCAAAGUACAUGGGGAAAAGCAUGGGGAGCAUAGCUUUCCUCUAACGCUCAAUCUUUCUGAAGUACAUAAGUCUGCAAGUUUUCAUAAAACAACCAGAAAAACAAAAGAUAAAGCACCUGAGAAGACAGAAAAAGAGAAAUCCAAUAAAGAAAGAAAAGGAUCAGUUCUAUCUGUUGUAUCUCCACCUGAAUCUCAGCAAGCUGCUUCAAACAAACCAUACUGGACAUUACGUCUAGUUAGUGAACAGAGAGAGGCAGACAUUCUGGAGGUGAAGAAAGACACACAGCGAGCAGAUGAGAUUAAAGCCAUGAAACAAGCAUGGGAGUCUGCAGAGCCAGGAAGAGCUAUCAAGGCUUUUCAGGAACGCAUGCGGUUUAUUAAUAAGUUUGCUGUGAGAGAUUCAGAGGAGCCGACAGAUGAGACUGAGACUGCCAGUGUAACACUUAGUUCAGGAGAAAGAGGUAAGGAUUCUCUUACCACAGGAAAGAAAACAUCACAGGCAGAUACUGAUUCAAGCUUACAAAUACAGCAAAACAAAUGGGAGCCUAUAGACCUUAGUCCCUACAUGAGAAAAACAAUGUCAGAGCCUGUGCUGAGAAAUGAGUUUAUCAUUCAACAGCAAGAGAUACAUAAAGCAGAAAAAAUCAAGCAUUUUAAGGAACUUCGAGAGCUGGCUUUGGAACAAAGGAAACAAGAACAAAAUGACAGAGCUUUGCUGAAGAAAAAUAUACUUGAAAUGUAUGAGAAUCUGCAGGCAUCCUUAGAUGAAGGACGAGAAAAAAUUCACAAUAUUCGGGAAGCGUACCGAAAUGAGCUGCUAGAGGCUGAGCGCAGAAAACAAGAAGAGCUGGCAGCUCAGGAAGCAGCCCUGCAAGCAGAGCAAGAUGCACUCAAGAAAAAGCUUAAAAAAAAUACAGGGAAAAAAAA
Nestor notabilis (Kea) is the source of this 2541-nucleotide messenger RNA. RefSeq names its product androglobin (gene ADGB). The transcript is spliced from 17 exons. The annotation marks the transcript as partial. The record is from RefSeq and is a predicted model, not a curated record. NCBI's taxonomy places the organism in Eukaryota, Metazoa, Chordata, Aves, Psittaciformes, Psittacidae. Gene Ontology annotation, molecular function: protein binding; oxygen binding; heme binding.